Messenger RNA from Anolis sagrei ordinatus, 654 nucleotides. Lineage: Eukaryota; Metazoa; Chordata; Lepidosauria; Squamata; Anolidae. The record is from RefSeq and is a predicted model, not a curated record.
GUGGGUGGGUUUCUCUGCAACGCCUGGUUCUUCAUCUCCCAUUCGGAGCGAAUGGUGUGGGUGGGCCAGCACCUGGGAUUCAAAGGCAACCAGGUGGGAUGUGUGAACGGCAUGUUCUUUCCACACACACAGGCGGAGGUGAGCCACCUUUCCAUUCCAGGGCAGGGAUUUGCUUCCCACCAUUGCCUGCUGUGUGCAAGGAGGACUCGUUUCCUUCAAGAAGGACUUCUUGACCCAUGUUGCUGCACAGGUUGACCUUGGGUUUCGGCCCUUGCUCAGAGAUGGGCGUCGGGAUCCCCGUUCUCUUCCUGGGGUUCCUCCUGCUCUGGGAGACCCUCCCCACGGCGUCAGGAGAUCUGGGGAUAUGCAUCCUCCCUCCCGACCCGGGCAUCUGCUUCAUCCUCCAGCAGCGCUGGUACUUCCACUUCAAGAAGAAGGAGUGCCUGCCCUUCACUUGGGGGGGAUGCUGGGCCAACGAGAACAACUUCAUCAGCCGCAAAGCCUGCGUGGACGCCUGUGGCCGCUACGGAUAAUGACGAGGCCUUGGGAGAACACCUGAGAGAAGUGUGGGCCACCUGGACCCAGGGGAAGCGCCUCUGGUGGGUCCACACUAGAGGUCUUCUCUGAAUAAAGGCCGCCUGCGUUUCCUUGCCA